This is a messenger RNA of Puccinia graminis f. sp. tritici CRL 75-36-700-3, 540 nucleotides long. RefSeq lists its product as uncharacterized. NCBI's taxonomy places the organism in Eukaryota, Fungi, Basidiomycota, Pucciniomycetes, Pucciniales, Pucciniaceae. Bases 1 to 540 code for a protein of 179 amino acids. The record is from RefSeq and is a predicted model, not a curated record. The transcript has 2 exons.
AUGGUGGUGAUCAUGGUCGCAUAUGCCAUGGCAACUGGUGUGCCCACCGCCAGGGAGGGUAAAGUUGAGAAGCGGAAACGGAUGGAUAAGUGGGAAAGACUGGACCAGACAGGAGUUCUGGGACUCCAGUCCAUUUAUCUAAUGUCGUGUACCACGGCAGCAGCUUCCUGCUGCACAGACUGGCCAGUUCCCUCAUGCGCAUGCCCAAGGCCACUGAUCCUACAGGACUUGCUUGUGCCUACAAGAUUGCGGAAAGAUUAUGGACAACAAUCAGCUAUCCAACACGCUGUCGACGUAGGGGGUAUUGUGAGUGUCGCCCCAACCCUGCCGACUACGGUCCAACAGCAGCGUCGGAGGAUGGUUGGAGCCAGGCUCUUUCCAACCAUGCAAUCUCUCCACCGAUUGGCCAACCAUCCUCUGACGAUGAGCCUGGAAGUUUGGUCUGUCCACCGUUGGGAGAUGGCUGGACCAUCGGUGGGUCUUACACCGUUGCGCAGACGCUGGAAGAAAGAUCCGCUUGCGGUCAUACGAAAGAGCUGA